AUGCUGAUUGGAAAAACUUCAUCGGAGCUUCGUGACUUCAAUUCAGCACAAUAUCUACCGACUCCCUCCUCUCGUUUACUCACGAUGCGUUCCCUCACUGAAGAAGAGACCCGCACUCUCUUCACCAAGCUUGCUCACUACACCGGAAAGUCCCUUAACGCCCUGGUCACACCCGAUGAAGAUGGCAGACUCUCUGUUUUCAGACUUCAAGGCAGCCGUGUCUACUAUGUCGACAAGGAAUUGGCCAAUCUGAGCACCAGCAUUCCCAGAGAUCAGCUCCUGUCCAUGGGUACCCAAGUCGGAAAGUUCACAAAGACUGGCAAAUUCCGCCUCAACCUCACUUGCCUGGAUCUGAUCGCUGCCCACGCCCGCUACAAGAUCUACAUCAAAUCCAACGGAGUUAUGCCUUUCCUUUACGGUUCCAACGUUCUUCGCGCUCAUCUCUCCAAGUACUCCGAGGACAUGCCCGAGCACGCUGGAUGUGUUGUUGUUGAUGAGAACGAUGUUCCCCUUGGAUUCGGUGUGACCUCCCGCUCUAGCCAAGAGGCCAAGAAGCUUGAAGGUACCGGUGUUGUUGUCUUCAGACAAGCCGAUACUGGCGAAUACCUUCGUGAGGAGGACACCCUGUUCACCACCUAA
Penicillium salamii is the source of this 639-nucleotide messenger RNA. The record is from the annotation of a GenBank genome assembly. NCBI's taxonomy places the organism in Eukaryota, Fungi, Ascomycota, Eurotiomycetes, Eurotiales, Aspergillaceae.